GACCUUGCUUGGACCAUCCGACAUUAAUAUUAUUGACAUAUUUUGUCUCAGACUACAAAGCCGCCAUGGCCAUGUCAAUCUUUGUUAUUUGUUCCUUCUUCUCAGCUGACACACUGCCGCAUAUCUGCAUUAUGUCUUCUUCAGCCUCAGGUCUCAGGACUGGGAUGGUGAAUUUGUUUCCGACGACAGUACAGUUCUCGACUCUUCCCUUUCCGAUGAUUCUCCGCCGCGCACCUCUAAAAUUGCACGUCCUAGGGUUCGACGUCGCCUUCAAUUUGUUCCUUGCGAGAUGCGAGUCGCAGAUGCAAUUGUUGUUGUCCCGCCUCAUACAUCCCCGUUACCAUCUGAUGUCUGUACAACAUCAUUUCUCCUCAUAGAGGAUGCGAUGCAGCGCGUGCUCAAGUUCGGCAAGGUCUCAGAGGGCACACGAAUACUUCCCUACCGUAGGAUUGAAAUGACAUCAAGACAGAUACUUUAAUCGCAAAUCUUUAUCUUUUUGUGGUCCAAAUAUAAGUGUAAGAAGGAUAGUCGAUACGUUACUACUUUGUCCAUAUGAUCAAUAAACUUCUGUCCCAACGGUUUCUCGACGUUGCCGA
This is a messenger RNA of Desarmillaria tabescens, 596 nucleotides long. RefSeq lists its product as uncharacterized. The transcript is spliced from 5 exons. The record is from RefSeq and is a predicted model, not a curated record. Lineage: Eukaryota; Fungi; Basidiomycota; Agaricomycetes; Agaricales; Physalacriaceae. The coding region runs from base 66 to 377 and encodes 103 amino acids.